This is a messenger RNA of Strongylocentrotus purpuratus (purple sea urchin), 6877 nucleotides long. It is a transcript of the gene txndc11, whose product is annotated as thioredoxin domain-containing protein 11. Lineage: Eukaryota; Metazoa; Echinodermata; Echinoidea; Camarodonta; Strongylocentrotidae. Bases 536 to 2938 code for a protein of 800 amino acids. The record is from RefSeq and is a predicted model, not a curated record. The transcript has 10 exons.
AACAACAACAUCCUAAAAAUUCUCCCUGUUCAUGUCAUUUUAUAUUCUCCCAUCUACUGAAAUAAUAGUUGGUCUAUCAUUUAAAUUAAUAAUUUGUCCCUCUACUAAAUCUAUCCUACAGAUUUAAAUUUGUAUUUUUUGUACAUAAUUUAUUUUGACCUCCAAAUAAUAACGGUACAAAGUAACUCCUUGAGGUAUAGCUAACUAUAGCUGCGAUAUUAUCACUAAACGUACGUGGCGAAGUCUGGUUUGUCGUGGUAAAAUCCCUUCUGUGUGCCGUGUCGUGAUGUUAAAAUUAAUUUAGAACGACAUUCUUAUUAUUGUGAGUUUUAACCUGAAGAUGGCAGCUAGCAAACCACCUGGCUUUUCGAGAAAAGAACCAUGAGUGCCUUGACACUCCGGCAUUAUCAACAGCACCUUUAGCUGUGCUGGAAGACACUUCCUUUGUCAAGACAGUGCUCAAGCCCAAGAGCUGACGACUUCUUGGGGGUGUCCUGAAGAAUGUGAUUGGCCUAAGGAGUCUAUCAUACUGAGUAUGGUGAAGGGUUUGGACUGGUUCAGGAACAAGUGGAUGCUGCUGAAAGAGAUCAUGGCUCGCAACCCGGAACUCCUGAGUCUCUUCUUCGCCCUUGUUCUCUCUGGUAUCGUCUCCCACUUGGACAAUCCCAAAGGGAGCAAGGCAACACCCUAUGUCAUACCCAUCCCUCCUAAGAUAUUUGACCAUGAAUCCCCCGUCAUUGAGUUCACCACUGGAGACAUGACGGCAGUCCGGAAUGUGAUAGCAUCAACCGGAGCCGAAGUGUGGAUCAUCAUGUAUUAUGCACACUGGGACGCCUACUCGCUGGAGACGGCCAAGGAGUUUGAAAGGACCGCCGAGAAGAUGUCCGAUCAGGUGCUGUUCAUGGCAGUGAACUGCUGGUACCCCUACGGGGCCUGCAGGCACAAGGUGACCGUCCCUUACUUCCCCAUCCUCUUCACCCAUCGAGACAGCCGGGAGGGCAUCCAGUACACCGGACUCCAGAGGGCGCCAGAGAUGGUCGACCACCUGAAGAGGGUCUGCUCCCCCUUGAAGGUGGUCCAGGACCUGGAGUCUUUGAGACUGCUCAGAGCACAGCAUGAUGCUGUAGCACUUGCCUAUUUCAGCUUCGAGGGCACACUUGCACCCCAGGGCCUAGCCUCGUACCAGUGGGCUGCUAUGCAACACCUAGAAAAAGACCCUGUCCAACCCACACCCUUUGCCAUCAUCACAAACAAACAGCUGGCACGCACUCUAGGCCUCACCAACUCCAUGAACAUCACUCUGCUCAGAAACUUCAAUGUAUCUUUGUAUUACCCUUCCUCUAGAGAGUUCAAAGCAAAGCCUAUCGUUGAGUUUGUGACUACUCAUAGAGAAUCGAUGGUGCAGUGGAUCGCCCCUCCUGGUCUGAAGAGUACCAUCUUGUCUUCCCACAUCUUCACCAGACCCACCAUCAUCGUAUUCACCCCGCACCGGCACGAUCAAGUGUUUGCCAAUCACUUUAUGAUGUUACGUGAAGCUACCUUGGAGUACUACAACUGUGCCAACAGCUCCUACAUCCUCACACUGCAGAAGGCCAUCAGGGAGGAGCGCAAAAAAUAUGCCUCUCAAUCUUCAGACCCUGGUUCUUCUCGUGUAACCACACCCAAUGAAGAGUGCAUGGAUGAUGUUUCAUCUAGAGAAAGCGACUGUUGUCAAACCCUCGCCUCCAGAGGGCGUAUCGAGUCCAUCUCGCGAGCCAGGGGUAACGUUUGUGAGAUCUGCGAGACGUUCAGCCAGCCUCUUCAGCCGUCCAGCGACCCCUGUACCUAUCUGACGUUAAGCUCGGGCUCGUCGUUGCUUAUGGACGUCACCAACGGCGUGACUGCUUCGAGCAACGCGUGCCUGUACCUGAGCAACUUCUACAGCCCCUUCAGCCACUAUCGCCUCUGCUGCCAGGAUGUUGACCUCCUGACCUGUGACCUUUGCCCCACAUUCCACUCUUCGGUGCACAAACAUUCCCUUUCCAGUGGAUCAAUGCAUUCUCACGGCACCAGAACUUUUGAAAGUCACCUUGCUCCCGAGCAUAAAGCGUGCGAUUGCUCCAAAAAAUAUCAACGUCUUUCAGGGGAUCCUCUCGAUUCCUUCACCGUUGUUGACUCCCAAACUGCAUCCUCCUCAGAAGAUGAUGAUAAACAAUCCUGUCACACAAAAUCUUCCAGGACUACAGUAUAUAACAAUCAGGAAAAUGAAUUUGAUGCUACUUCAGAAAGUCUUCAGAAAAAAUUUGAACAUCUUGGAUGCAGAACAAAUAGAACGUUAGUUUUCCGUGCAAUGAGGUCUGAAUAUUUUUGGCAGAUGGCAGAUCGGCUAGGAAUUAAACCGCAAUCUCAACAUAAAAAUUCAAGUGUUGGGGUAGCCAUCAUAGAUAUACAGAGUGAAACCCACCAUAUCCUUCCAUUGGACGAAUCAGGAUUGUCCCUGCAACUCCUGAAGCAGUUCAUCGUCAACUACACCGAAUCUCUCCUUUCCAGACACAGACAUUCUACCUCCCCGUCCAGUACUUCAACAUCCAACUCAAGGUGCACUAAGGCAUCAGACAGUAUAUGCAUCACAGAGGUUGCAGACGAUACGUAUGAAGAUAUGGUACUAAACACUGCCAAGGAUGUCUUGCUGCUGUACUAUGCCCCAUGGUGUGGAGCUUGCCUCAGAAUCCAACACCUCUACCUUCAACUUGCCUCCCUCUUCAGGUCACAUGACAGCCUUCGGAUCGCCAGAAUCAACGGUGACCUAAACGACCUUCACUGGCACCUCCUGACCCCAGCGUAUCCCACAAUCCUCUUCUUUCCCGGCCGCGAUAAAGCGAGGAGUGUCAGGUUUCCCGAAGAAAGUGCAAUCACGCUUCCAAAUCUGGUUGAUUUUGUGUUGAAGCAUAGUAGGUAGAAGCUAUUUUAAUAUAUGGGUGAACUGUUAGUUUUUUAAGCAAUAUACAGCAUUCUUUUGAGGGCAUUCUGUUAUCUCUUUUCUUGAUAUCACUUAUCCAGUAAUUUAGAGUUAUUCAAAUAGAGAUAAUCAUUGAAGAGACAUAAGUCCAUCACUGUCAUCUCUUUUGUUUAGUUUUUUACAUUUUAAAGAUGUGAGUAACCCUGAAUUACUUGGGAAUUCCUCUGUAUCAUUGAUUUGUGAUGCUGCAUGUACAAAAUUAUAUUAGGAAAAAUAGAGAUUUUUUUUCCUUUGCUGAGACAUAUACUGAUGAAGAUUUAUUUUGGCUGGGAAAUUAUAAGGCUGACAAGCAAUAAAGUUAGUCUUUAUUAUAAUGACUUAUUAAAAAACGUCCCUUGUAGCUUGUGAUCAGUAAUAAAUUAUCUAUACUAAGAUACACUGAUCAAAUAUUAUAUAUAUUUUCUGUAAAGAUACAUGGCAUCUUUCUGAAUCCAUAUACCAUGCCUUCUGAUAGAGCUAGAUAAGAAUAAUAAUAUAAACAUUUUCAUUACAAAUCUUAAAUGUUGAGAUAAAGCUUUGCCAAAUGCUGUUUUGUUGACCAGACUGCACCUUUAUUAAUUGAAGACAAGUUGACAGAGUUAGAGUUUUUCUGUGACAGACUAAUUGUCAUUUCUUUUCCCCCAAAUGUACCCCCUUUCCCCUAAAUGUAACAGUUUCAUCAUAUAUCUGACAAUAUUGAUAUUUUAUUGUAGCUGCUCAAAUAAAUUAUUCCUUGCCGGUAUGCCAAACUUUGUGACCUAAUAAAACUGCUGGAUCUAAAGCAUACAUGUUCUGUUCUUCAUGAUAUAUUUAUAAACAGGAUAUAUUAUUUUGUGACAGAUUAUCAAGUUAGCCACAUUUUAGAUACAGACAUUGGCUAAUUGUUGGGUAUACUUUGACAUAUACACUUCUUUAAAUUGAGAUCUCACUACAUGAUAAUUGUACUUCCUUUUAGCCUUAACCCUUAUUUUAAUACAAAUCUAGAAUGAUUUGUUUUUUGUAUUCAUAGCAUCUCUGCAAUGGUAAUGUGAGAAGUUGAAUCUAGUACAUCAAACAUUUCUUUGCAUAGCAUUGAAUUGUGAAGGAAAUGUGAAUGUUGUGCAAUUAAAGUUGUACAAAACUCCACACUUGCUUAAAUAAUGUGUGCCUUGCAAAAAGGGUGUUAGUGGAGGCUGUUGAAGGUUGUACACUUUCCAUAACAAUGUGUACAUCCCACAUUACCCAACACUGUUCAAUCUGUACACCAUCUAAAUGUUAACAGUAAUAACUAAUCAGUUCUAUGUUUAAUUCAUCCUUUCACUACAAACUAAGAAAUGUAGAAAUUUGAUAAAAUUUGUGCUUGUGCCCUUCUGCCGGGCACACAAUGAUGUAUGAUUUAGUACUAAGACCAAACUGUAUGUUAUAUUGUUCGUUUGGAGCCAGAAGGGUGUUAACUCCCAUACUUUAUCACAGAGUUUAUGCCCAUUUGGCUCCAUACAGGCAAAAUUAUUUUUGUAAUUAACCAGCCUUUUGAAAAAAAUCAAGAUCUGUAUGUAUAUAUUGUAUGUCUGAUUUUUUGAUUAUUUUUUUGUUAUUGAAUUUUCUCAAAGGGAUUAAAGAUAUGAUUCUUUUUGAAUAUAUAUAUUUUUCUUGCCAGCUUAAUUCUAAAUAAGUCAAUGAAUUGAGGCUAAUGAAAUUGUUUAUUAUCAUGACAUCAUGCUCUUAGACCAUACAGAUACAUCAAGGAAACUACAUUUUCUCAAAUUUGGUGAUAAUGGCCAACAGUUAGGCAACAAAAGAAUACAGUUUGUUGUAAUAUUUGAAAGUGAUUGCAGACUGGGAGCCUGCGCAUAAGCUUUGUGGUUCACCGAUAAGACUACCAAAUUUACACUUGCUCUUCUUGUUUCUGUGGAGAGUCACCAUUCCUCUCCUAACUUAAAAGUGUACAUGAAAUUGCUAUUUCUUUUUUGAAUAUGGGGUCGGGCUAACUCGGCUAAAAGACAACUCGGCCCAGGUUUAGGGUUAGGGUAAAAUGAAAACAACAAAAAAUGACAAAAAAUGACCGUUCUUGCAGAUGGGCCGAGUUGUCUUUGAGCCGAGCUAGUGACAGUUUUUGUUAUAAGCUAGGGAAAUCCUUGCUUCUGAUUGGUUAUUAGCAGAUUUGUCACUGAUUUUUCUCAUUUGUCAUUGAAAAUAGGCUUUGUGAAACGAGUCCCUGAUCUGGCAGCAAUUGCUCUGCAUUCAGUAUCAUUUAAUAACCAAAUUCUGAACUUCAGCCCUGGACCAAAUACUAGAAAUAUCACUAACCUCAAAAUAAGUGCAACCAUAACCCUAAUGCUAUAUAUUUUAUGAAAUAAAGACUGGAGCAAUUGUCGCCAGAGCAAAUAUUGGGGAACCGAUUUUAGAGAUAUUCAUACCAAGAUGUGCAUAGAAUUUCUUUAAAUUUUGAUUGAUUAUAUUCCCCUGCUAGAUGUUCAUCAUUCUUAAAACUUUCAGGCUACAUUGUAAUUUUGAAAAAUAAUAGGGACCAAUUCAUCUCUAUGACUGUCAAAAUGUAAAUUAAAACUGAUGGGAAAGAUUUGAAAUGAUUAAUUAAGGUUUGUUUGACGUAGUUUAGUUCUUAGGAAUGUCCAAGACCUCAUUGUCAGAUAUUUGUGUUGCUAGGGAACAUCCUUAGGAAGUAUUUGUUCUUGAUCACAUAUAUAUAUAUAUAUAUAUAUAUAUAUAUUAUAUAUUGUUGUCAUUAAAGUAUAUUGUCAGAGUAGGUUAUACUUCUCUUGGAUCAUGAUAUUUUCAUGUAAAUGUUGUUUCAAUCAUGCUAUUGUAAUUGAUAGGAGAAAUUACAAUGUAUAACUAUUAUAAGUAUUUGCUUGCCCCUGUACAUCCCACCCUCGUCACACACUUCAAAAGCAGAAUAUAAUUUGUCAGGAACCAUUACACCCUUUUUUGUGGAAAAUGAUAAAAUUCUGCUCAAGUGCUAAAAAAGCAUUAUUGCUACAAUUGCAUUCUUUUAUUUUCCAAGUGCAUUUCCCAAUAGCACUUGGGACAAAAUCACCACCAUGUAAUAUUUUACCCAUCCCAAUGUGUUUCAUUGCUUAUCUUAUGUGUUUGCUUGAUAUCACAACGAUUGUGUUAUCUAGAGCAUUUAAUAGUUCUUGGUAGUUUACAUGGAUUUCUAGUCCUUAGUUAUAUUGACUGACAUGAAUUGAUAUAACGAAUUGCAAAUCUUUAUGAUAUGGGGCUUAGAACUGAUUGCAAUGUAUAUACAUGCAUGACUUUGGCUAAUAGUCUUUGGGGGUGUUUCACAAAGAGACCUAAGUUGAAAUUAUCUCUAAGUUGGACUUGACAAUUAUGGAAAGCCUUUAGCAUCUAUGAAAAUAUUUUGUGAAAGUUAUAUAAAAUGUUGAUUAAAAUCAUUCAUAUCUUCUAAUAUCAAGGAGAUUUCAUGUGCUUGAUGUGGAAUUUAUGAAAAAAAAUCUAUAAUACUUGAAUUUUUGCUUUUAAAUAUAUUUACAAAUGGCUCUCCAUCAUGUUCAAGUCCAACUUAGAGUUAAGUUCGACUUAGGUUCUUUGUGAAAUACCCCCCUUGAUAAUUAUUUUGAUGAUUAUCAAAUGGGAUACAUGUCUAGUAAUUUAUGACGACCCAGUGGUGUCGGAUAUCCCACUGCUGCCACCAUGAUGAGUUUGAGGGUCUUAGUAAUGGUAGAUAACUCACGAUAAUAUAGAGUGGGCAGUCAGGUUUGUUAUGGUAAACAUGUUAUUUACCGGUAUUCAACUACCACAGAUACCGAAUAUUCGAAAAUAUCACAUAUCGUAACAGACCAUGGUAAUUUAUUAUGCACAAGAGGGUGUUAUAAUGUAUUGACAAAUUAUGAAUUUUAUAUAUAAAAGAGAAGACUGAAUAAAUAUAUGAACAUUGCA